UUGGGAAUGCCAAGGUUAAGGGAGCUAAUGGGGAGCUUGUGGGGCUUGGGAAUGUUCUGCUGGUUAAAGGCUUGUCUGCUAACCUUCUCUCUGUGCGGCGACUGCAGAAGAGCAAGGCCGAAGUGACCUUUGGACCAACCAGCUGCCGUGCUAAGCUUGGGAAGAAGCACUACAGGACCAGCCAAGACCCCACUUGCACUUGUGCACAUGGAUGUGGUGGGGCCCACAAGAGCCCCUUCCCUCUCAGGUAGCCGCUAUUUCUUGACAAUUGUGGAUGACCACACUCGGGCAGUCAGAAUGGCGUGGCUGAGAGGUUCAACAGGACCCUGCAGGAGGGGGCACGCACUCUCCUUGGGCGUGCAGGGCUGCCUGAUCCAUUUUGGGUGUCUGCACUGAGGCAGGUCGCCCUUGUGAAGAACAGGGUGCUGGCUACAGUUGGAGAUAAGGAGUGGAUCCCAUAUGUCAAGUGGUAUGGGAGUGCUCCAGCUGUGAACAUGCUGAGGGCAUUUGGGUGCAUGGUGGUGUUUCAUGUGCCUAAGGAGAAAAGGGGGAAGUUGGAGGCUUCUGGAAGAUGGGCUGAAGUGGAGCAGCAACAGCAACAUGAGUCUCCACCUCGAGUUCCACAGCCGCCUGAGCGACCUAGGAGGGAUGUGCGCCCUCCUGUGAGGCUGACCUAUGGGGGAAGAGGCAAGCCAAAUGUGGUGCAGGCUGGGAGUGUGGUUGAGCAGAUUGAGGAAGAUGAGAUCGCUCACUGCUACUGGGCACCAAUCCCUGAGCCCAAGACUCGAGAAGAGGCCUUGAAUGGACCAAAUGGGGAGAAGUGGAAGGCGAGUGAGGAUGAGGAGUUCGGGUCCCUGAUUGAAAACGAGACAUGGGACCUGUCUGGAAGCGGCCAAGAGGUUGGUCCGCUAUGUGAGUGCUACGGCAUCAGUGGGAUUGGAGUACAGUGGAGUGAGGCAGCGGUUGCAGAGAGGUGCUGCAGAUGUGAAGAGUGGAGAGAUGCUCUUGAGUUGCUAUACUGACGCUAGCUUCAACUCAGUGAAAGCGGAUGGCACCAGCAUUGGGGGAUAUGUGUGCUUGCUAGGAGGUGGUGCUGUGAGCUGGCGCAGCAAGAAGCAGAAUGAGGUGGGAUUGUCCUCAUGUGAGACUGAGUACAUGGCCUUACACCAUGGGGCCAAGGAAGUGGUGUGGCUGAGGCGCUUGUUGGAGGAGUUGGGAGUUGGUCAGGAGAAGCCGACAGUUGUGUUUUGUGACAAUGAGUCCGCUGUGAAGCUCGCCAAGAAUGCUUGUCUGCAUG
This is a messenger RNA of Closterium sp. NIES-67, 1297 nucleotides long. NCBI's taxonomy places the organism in Eukaryota, Viridiplantae, Streptophyta, Zygnematophyceae, Desmidiales, Closteriaceae. The record is from the annotation of a GenBank genome assembly.